This is a messenger RNA of Rhinolophus ferrumequinum (greater horseshoe bat), 1901 nucleotides long. RefSeq names its product peroxisomal membrane protein 2 (gene PXMP2). Lineage: Eukaryota; Metazoa; Chordata; Mammalia; Chiroptera; Rhinolophidae. The transcript has 5 exons. Gene Ontology annotation, cellular component: membrane; cytoplasm. The record is from RefSeq and is a predicted model, not a curated record. Bases 57 to 647 code for a protein of 196 amino acids.
CUGGCGGACCUGGGGCCGGGUCAGCGCCCCGGGCGCGGCGUGGCGCGGCGGAGGUGAUGGCGCCGGCGGCGUCGAUGCUGCGGGCGGAGGCCGGGCUUGGGGCGCUGCCGCGGCGGGCGCUCGCCCAGUACCUGCGCCUCCUGCGGCUCUACCCGGUGCUCACCAAGGCGGCCACCAGUGGCAUUUUGUCAGCACUUGGGAACUUCCUGGCCCAGAUGAUUGAGAAGAGGCGGAAAAAAGAAAACGGCUCUCAAAAGCUAGAUGUCAGUGGGCCUCUCAGAUAUGCCAUUUAUGGCUUCUUCUUCACAGGGCCGCUGAGUCACUACUUCUACCUCUUCCUGGAGCGCUGGGUCCCACCCGAGGUGCCCUUGGCAGGGGUCCUGAAGCUCCUCUUGGACCGUGUCCUCUUUGCACCUGCCUUCCUGUUGUUGUUCUUCGUCGUCAUGAACUUCCUGGAGGGCAGAGACGCGGCCGCCCUUGCCGCCAGGGUGAGGAGCGGAUUCUGGCCGGCGCUGCAGAUGAACUGGCGCGUGUGGACCCCCGUGCAGUUUAUUAAUGUCAACUACGUCCCUUUGCAGUUCCGGGUGCUUUUUGCCAACCUGGUGGCUCUGUUCUGGUACGCCUACCUGGCCUCCCUGGGGAAGUGAGGACGGCCUGGAGAGAACGUCAUCUGCCCAGGGUGAGGAGCAGAGACAACCCGGUCAGGACUUCAUGUGACUCAAGAUGCCUUCAAAUGAUGGAUGGACAAAUUGCAAUCAAAUGAUGGACAUUGCAAUCUCUUACCAUCAGAAUCUUGUAUUUUAAAAAGGCACUAGCUGAGUUCACGUGGUGCUGCCCUAGAAACUUAAAAGAUAGUAAUGAUUUCACUUGUCACCUUGGAUUGAAUUAGGAUCACAGCAAACAAUAAUGUAGCUUUUUCAGUGGUGAUUUUAAUUCGUCAGAGUGAUUGCUGUGGCUUUGGAAGACAUGCACGGUCGGAGGGCUGCCCUCACAUUUUUUCUAAUUAACUACUGCUUAGCUACCUGGCGCCACAGGAAAAGGGUCCUUUGGAUCAGGACUUUAUCCCGAUGGUCUGGGAGGCCAAUGAUAAAUACCUGCCAACCUUCAGCGGGCUUCUUCCUGCCCUCCCAUUGCUAGGUUACAUUCACCCUCCCCUGGCCUUUUCUCUCUUAGAACAUUCUGUCCUGACAGAAGCCCAUUCUUGUUUCAUGGAAACAUCCCUUGGGAUCUUAGUUACAUAUUUUCCAAAAUUCUCUUCUGUUCCAUGUUCUGUCUCUAUUUAAGCAGAGUUUGUUUUUUCUUGCUUUGAUCUUUGUCCUUCCCAAUCAGGAUUUCUUCAAAUGUCUGUGGGCCACACAUGUCUAAUGACACUCAUUGUGUGCUGACCAGGCGGGGACCAGGUUUUUGUUGGGGAUACUGAGCCUUUUCCCUUGGGUGAGUCAGUUUCCCCAGAGGGCAAUUCUUCUGGAAUUUCAUGCCUGGGGGAAGAAUAGUGGUUGUAGUGGGGCAUAGUAUAAGCCUGGGGGAACAACAUUCUUGUGGCUCUUUGGAGGAAAGGGGUUAGAGGUCCUGCUAUUACUAUGUGACCUUCGUAUGUCACUGUUACCACUGUGUCCCAGGCUCAGCUGUCUGGUGUCGCCAGUCCAGUCCUGGUUCAGAUCUUCUGGAAUGACCUUUCUCUAGUCUUCUGCCACGAUGGAGGGCAAACUCUUAGAUUACCAGCUGGCCCUCCUGUGUAGCCCCACCCACCACUUGUCCUCAGCGGUGAGGCCGGUACCUGCAACUUCCCAGACCCUUCUAGUCGCACUGACUAAUGAGCUUACUUCUUGGCUUCCCUCAGUACAGGCAACUGGCAUCCCAUCUUCCAAGGUCAAUAAAGACCUGAUUUCCAGCUUUCAAAA